Messenger RNA from Canis lupus familiaris (dog), 5663 nucleotides. It is a transcript of the gene ZNF248, whose product is annotated as zinc finger protein 248. Lineage: Eukaryota; Metazoa; Chordata; Mammalia; Carnivora; Canidae. The record is from RefSeq and is a predicted model, not a curated record. Gene Ontology annotation, biological process: regulation of transcription by RNA polymerase II. Gene Ontology annotation, molecular function: RNA polymerase II cis-regulatory region sequence-specific DNA binding; DNA-binding transcription factor activity. The transcript is spliced from 7 exons. The coding region runs from base 776 to 2512 and encodes 578 amino acids.
CGGGCUUGCUUCCUCGGAGGGGUGCGGUUGCGGGCCGCCUGGAGCCGGCCGGGCCGGGCGUCUGGUGGGGUGAACCGCUCUGGCCGAAUGGUCACGCCAGACUCGGCGUCCUCAUCUGUGAAGUGUGGACGUCAGUCAUCCCUGCCGCACGGCGUCGUUCUGAGCACUCCCGUUUUGUCAGCUGCUGUUGCAUUGAUCUGUUACCUCCGUGAUUCAGGAGGCUGGGGCUGCCAGUCUCUAGGGCCCUCGCUUCUCAAUUCCCUCAUUGUGCAGUGGAGGAGGGGAGAGGCUGGACUAGGCAGUCCCCACGGCCCUCGGCCCUCUCCUGGCCCUGGCAUUCCCCAGCCCCCAGUGGUCAUGUAUUACGUAUUCAUUUGUUAUUUGUUAUGUAUGAGCAUGACGGUAUCCUGAAGCCAUCGAAGGCUGAGUGACGGUGGAAGGUCUGGGACAAAUUUAAGAAGAGCGCGGUGAGCCGGAGCUGAGAGGGGAGGACAGACAGGCCACACAGGAGAUGGCACCUCUUCGGAGAGUUCGUGAGGGCAUGAAGCAAACUGCCCUCAAACAGCGCCCUGUUGUUGAUGGCAUCUAGAAAGAUGCUGAGGGUCCCGCUCUCCUGGCCUGAUAGACGCACAGGAUGGUAGUGCAGAACCUAAAUUGGUAAUAAAUCAAUAAGAAACAAAUGUUUACAUUCACUCAGUGAAAAGUAUCAUGUCUAAGCUCAACAUAUAUCGGAGCCACACAUGGACACCUCUCCCUCCUCCACUAAGAGUGGAAAAUGAACAGAUCUCAGGAACAAGUGUCAUUCAAAGAUGUAUGUGUGGACUUCACUCAGGAAGAGUGGUAUCUACUGGAUCCUGCUCAGAAGAUACUAUACAGAGAUGUGAUUCUAGAAAAUUAUAGCCACUUUGUCUCAGUAGGAUAUUGCAUUACUAAGCCAGAAGUGGUCUUCAAGAUUGAGCAAGGAGAAGAGCCCUGGAUAUUAGAGGCAGGAUUCCCAAGCCACUGCCACCAAGAAGACUGGAAAGUUGCUGACCUGAUAGAGAGCAGCCAGAACAAUGAAGACGAACAUUUUUGGCAACUUGCUUUCACCGCCAACAAAACAGUAAAUAUAGAUAGUGGUGAUAGAGUCAGGAAAGCUUUCAAUCUGGGCACAGAUUCUGUUCCUUCAAGAAAUUUUCCAUAUAAGAUAUGUGACUCGUGUGAAAUGAGUUUGAAAAAUAUUUCAGGCUUAAUUAUCAGUAGGAAGAACUAUUCUGGAAAGAAGCCUGAUGAGUUUAAUGUCUAUGAGAAAUUGCUCCUGGAUAUUAGGCAUGAGAAAACUUCUCCUGGGGGGAAAUCUUAUAAAUACAAUCAGAAAAGGAAUGUGCUCAAUCAUAGCCACAAUCUCAAUCAGCCAAUUUUUGACCAGCCUUCUGAAUAUAAUGAAAAUGGACAAGCCUUCCAUGAGGAAGCGGCCUUUUUUACAAACAAGAAAAUACAGAUUGGAGAGACGCUCUGUAAAUAUAAUGCAUGUGGAAGAACCCUCAUCCACAGUUUAGAACUCAGUUUAUCUCAGACUACUCAUUUAGAGAUGGAGCCAUAUGAAUGCAAUAUUUGUGGGAAGUCCUUUUAUACAGAUUUAAGAUUGGGACAUCAGAGAACUCUUACAGGGGAGACUCCUUAUGAAUACAAUGAAUAUGGGCAAACCUUAUGUGAUAACUCAACUUUCAUUAUCCAUCAAGAAACCUAUGCAAGAAAGAUUCCCCAUGAAUAUAAAGUAGAUCAUAAAACAUGGGAAAAAUCAGCCCUCUUUAAACAUCAGAUAGUACACAUGGGCAAAAAACCUUACGAGCACAAUGAAAAUGGAAAUAACUUCAACAAAAAGUCACAUCUCACCCAACUUCGAAGAGCUCACUCAGGUGAAAAAACUUUUGAAUGUGGUGAAUGUGGGAAAACAUUCUGGGAGAAGUCAAACCUCACCCAGCAUCAAAGAACACACACAGGAGAGAAACCCUAUGAAUGUACUGAAUGUGGGAAAUCCUUUUGUCAGAAACCACACCUUACCAACCAUCAGCGAACACAUACAGGAGAAAAACCCUAUGAAUGUAAGCAGUGUGGAAAAACAUUCUGUGUAAAGUCAAAUCUUACAGAACAUCAGAGAACGCAUACAGGGGAGAAACCGUAUGAAUGUAAUACAUGUAGGAAAUCCUUCUGCCACAGGUCAGCCCUAACUGUCCAUCAGAGAACACACACAGGAGAGAAACCCUUUAUGUGUAAUGAAUGUGGGAAGUCCUUCUGUGUGAAGUCAAACCUCAUCGUACAUCAAAGAACUCACACAGGGGAGAAACCCUAUAAGUGUAACGAGUGUGGGAAAACCUUUUGUGAAAAAUCUGCUCUCACUAAACAUCAGAGAACUCACACAGGGGAGAAACCCUAUGAGUGUGAUGGAUGUGGGAAAACAUUCAGUCAGAGGUCAGUACUCACAAAACAUCAGAGAAUUCACACAAGGGUGAAGGCUCUUUCCACAUCCUGAUGCCCAGAAGCCUUCACCCACCCAUUCAAAUUCUUACACCAUUUCUAAAAACAAGAUGAAUGAAGCCCAAAGAAUGUCUUACAUUACUAGAAAGUGAUGUCUUGUUGUACUUCAAGUAAUUAAUACUGGAAUAAAACGUUACUGAUAUUUUGAAUAUGUGAAAGUGCUCAAGAAAAACUGAAACUUUUCAUCAAAAAAAAAAAAAAAAAGAAACUUUUCAUCAGAAAAUUUAUAUUGAGGGGAAAUUUAUUCACUUAAAGAAUGUUGUAGAAAUCUUUGUCUAGGAUUUAUGUCGUGUCAUAUUCCAGAUGUGAUACCAAAUUUUAUUGUAAAUAUAGUGGAUGGUGUUCAUUCAUACCUAUAUUUACAGUGGGAUCUGAAGUUUAAAAAAAGUUGAAUCACAAUAGCGUGAAGAGUCCUGAUGUUUGCAGGCCUGAUAUAGUAAUAGUAAUAUAGCAGAAAUUGGAGGUAUGCUUGAUUUGUAUACUUGUGAAGAGAAAACAUCCUUACUUAAAUAAGUGUUAUGGUCUAUAUUAAUAUCUCCCACACUAAACACCACCAGUGUCUUUAUAGGUUGAUAUAAUUAUAUAUGUAUAUAUAUGUAUAUGUAAAUCUAUUUAUACACACAUACCCCCACGUAUGCAGUGGUGUGUUGGAAUAAGCUCAUGCUGGCUUGCAACUGCUGAAAGUUAAAUUUUCAGGAAUUUUGUGAGCCAGUUCUUAAACAGUCAUUAUUUAAAAAUUAAGUUAUAUUAAAACCAAGGGUAGUAAAUACUCAGCACUCAUCAUUUCCUAAUUAUUUUAUAACAUUUUGCUCUUAUCUUUGUUCUGUGGGUCACCUAUAUUAUCAAAUGGCAUGGUAAAAAUACCAUAUUACAUGCUACUGUACAUCUCUUCCCACCUCUGCACUCAGUGUUGUCCUGUGAGUAGGUCGGCUUUAGUGGGAGGACUUAGGCCCUGGACAUUGGCAAACUCUACAAACCAGGGUUUUAAUUUCCUCAGAGAACCUGUUGUCAAAUACUUACCAGCACACCACUGUGUGUGUGUGUGUGUGUGUGUGUGUGUAUGAAAAUAUAUCUGGAAAAUUUGAACAAACUACAUACCCCCCUUUCCCAUUUCCUGACAUAAAUAAAUGGUUAUGGCCAUUAUUGCUGAACUGCCUCUUCAGUGAAGAACCCCAAAUUUGUUUUUGUGAGUUUUUUUUUUUUUUUUUGACUACCUCUGCAUCAGUCUUAAUUGUAAAUACUACUUGAGUCUCUUUAUAGUUUGGCCAGUAUAUGUUCUCUUAAAACCACAUCACCAACCUUCCCUCUGAUGUUGCUAGCAUAUAUGAAUUAGUAUGGCCGUUGUUACUAAUCCACUACUUCCCUAAAGAAGCCACUGAGGGUUUUUAGCUGCCUCUGGGUCAGUCCAUAGUUAUGUGCUGUUAAUAACCGUGAUAUUUAUGUGAGUUUUGCAAAGGUUAACAUCAUUUAUGAACAGGAAUACUCACUGCACAGCACAAAUAAAAUUUCUGGUAUUUCUAGAAUGCUACUUUCUUACUCUUGAUAUUUCAUUAUUGUAUCUAUUUAGGCAUGAUAUGUUGUAUGUGACCCAGGAACUAUGUAUUUGUAUUUAAAAUAAUAGGGUGUCAUAUACUGUCUCUGCCUCCUUUGUCCUACUGUUUCCUGCACCUCCUUGGAACACACUGAUCAUCAGUUCCAAGAGACACUGCCCACCUAGCACCCAUACUCUUAUUUUUUACUUGCUGGGCUCUGUUUUGUCUCUCCAUUCUUCCCCCAGAUGAUUUAGGAGUAAAUUCAGAUUAAUCUAAGUUAAUCGUGGAGAUACUAGUCUAAUGAUUCUGUUGAAGUGUUUGGGAAAUAUUCUGUGAUUCUUCUGGGAAAGACCUCAGUGAUAAACUAUUGUUGUGACAUGAGAAGACACAAGGGGAGAUUGUCUCUCUUAUGCUGGACUUUUUCUUUUUUUUUUAAAUUCUUUUUAUUUUUUUUUUUUAAGAUUUUAUUUAUUCAUGAGAGACACAGAGAGAAAGGCAGAGACACAGGCAGAGAGAGGAGAAGCAGGCUCCAUGCAGGGAGCCCGACGUGGGACUCUAUCCCAGGACUCCAGGAUCAUGCCCUGAGCCAAAGGCAGACUCUCAACCACUGAGCCACCCAGAUGUCCCUGGACUUUUUCAUAUUUGUAUGUUAUAUACCAAAUUAUAGCUGGUGACCUUGAAGGGCAAUAGCCUGAAGAUAGCAGUAGAUAAAAUGGGACAAGCCUGGCUCAGAGGGGAUGUCAUUGAGCCACAUAACUGCAUCUGGGCCUGUUCUCUGCUAGGACUUCAUAUUACUGUGGUAAUAAUGGUUGCUUUUUUAUACUUAGGGCUGUCUGUUACUUCUAGAUGAAGGCCUUCCAAUAGAUGAGUAUUUAGGUUCUAAGUGUUUAUGUUCUAUACAGUGAUUUGGAGGAAGAAUGAUUUCUUUUGACAAGGUAAUACAAAGAUAACUAUUUGUAUCAGCCCUGCUUCUAAUGAAAAACAGAAUUCUACCCCAACUAAGAGGAUUGUGCACAGUAGACUUACUACAGUGAUGUGGGCCAGAAACAAGGGAUGCUCAAGCACCUAGAGACUAGCAUUACCCAGAAGCCAUGAGCAUUCUAAGUUAUAAAGGGGCAAAGGAUGGAAACAAGUGUCACCAGAGCCCAAUAAGAGCUGCUCUCAUGGAGGAGAGACUAUCUCCUAGGAGAUCUUUUCCCUACCAGAAUCAUGGCCCUGAACUACUGAUGCCUCCCUUUGAAGAAUCUAACCAGAUGUUAUUUCCAGAGUAGCCCAGGUGGAUACAGAAAGUGGAGAGAAGGUCUGGGUGCAGUCGAUGGAUAAUAAGCAGCACAGUGUUUGUUUUCUGUAAAUUCCUAUGUAAAGUCUCAGUAUUAGAAAUAAACUUAUUCUGCUAGUUGAAAGUGAAGUCUUUUUACUUCAUUGUGCUUUUGUAUCGUCACAAGUAAAUUCCUUUUGAAAUUGAGCACUGUGGCAGGUAUGUCUGUUGACAUGCAUGAAGCAGAUAUUAUGUUAAAUUAUAUUAUUCAUAUAUCCCUCUGUGGUGUUUCUUGUUAAAUGUGUUGUGAGGUAAGCAGUUCUGUAUUCUUCCAAAUAAAUAGCCAUUUGUCCCUG